Messenger RNA from Ceutorhynchus assimilis (cabbage seed weevil), 552 nucleotides. NCBI's taxonomy places the organism in Eukaryota, Metazoa, Arthropoda, Insecta, Coleoptera, Curculionidae. The record is from the annotation of a GenBank genome assembly.
AUGUGGGCAGACACUCUAUUAAUAGUUUUCAUAUCGAUAUGCACCGCUCUUCUCGGCGAAGGCCUCACCUGGCUGAUGGUAUACCGUACAGAGAGAUACCAGAAACUUAAAACCGAAGUUGAAAAACAGAGCAAAAAACUGGAAAAACGCAAAGAAACUCAUGGAGACACCUUGGACAAGCAACAGAAAAAGAAAAUUGAAAGGGAAGAGGACAGGCUCAAGCACAACAACCGUGAUCUUUCUUUUGUAAAAAUGAAGUCGAUGUUUGCUAUUGGAUUCGCUUUCACUGCUUUACUGGGCAUGUUUAACAGCAUUUUUGAUGGAAGAGUAGUGGCCAGGCUACCUUUCCAACCAUUAACCUGGAUCCAAGGCUUAAGUCACCGUAAUUUACCUGGAGAAGACUACUAUGACUGCUCCUUUAUAUUUUUGUAUAUUUUGUGCACAAUGUCCAUAAGGCAAAACAUCCAGAAAGUACUCGGGUUUGCCCCAUCUAGAGCAGCCUCUAAACAAAGCAAUAGCUUGUUUGGACCUGCACCUGGCCAAUUUAAAUAA